This is a messenger RNA of Phytophthora sojae, 1377 nucleotides long. RefSeq lists its product as hypothetical. Gene Ontology annotation, biological process: regulation of transcription by RNA polymerase II; box C/D snoRNP assembly; chromatin remodeling. The coding region runs from base 13 to 1377 and encodes 454 amino acids. The transcript is spliced from 2 exons. Gene Ontology annotation, molecular function: ATP binding; ATP hydrolysis activity; DNA helicase activity. The record is from RefSeq and is a predicted model, not a curated record. Gene Ontology annotation, cellular component: NuA4 histone acetyltransferase complex; R2TP complex; Ino80 complex. Lineage: Eukaryota; Oomycota; Peronosporomycetes; Peronosporales; Peronosporaceae.
AGCGCAUCGAGCAUGAAGAUCGAGGAAGUGCAGUCCACGGCCAAGUCGCAGCGCAUCGCGGUGCACACGCACGUGAAGGGUCUGGGCCUGGAGUCGGACGGCUCGGCGCUGCCCAUUGGGUCGGGCCUCGUGGGCCAGGAGAAGGCGCGCGAGGCGGCGGGCAUCGUCGUGGAGCUCAUCAAGUCGAAGAAGAUGGCGGGUCGCGCGCUGCUGCUCGCGGGUGCGCCUGGCACCGGUAAGACGGCGCUGGCGCUGGGCAUUUCCCAAGAGUUGGGCCCCAAGGUGCCGUUCUGCCCCAUGGUGGGGUCGGAGGUGUACUCGUCCGAGGUCAAGAAGACGGAGAUCCUGAUGGAGAACUUCCGCCGCGCCAUCGGCCUCCGCAUCAAGGAGAGCAAGGAGGUGUACGAGGGAGAGGUGACCGAGAUGACCCCGGAGGAGACGGAGAACCCCUUGGGCGGCUACGGCAAGACCAUCUCCCACGUCAUCGUGGGGCUCAAGACCACCAAGGGCUCCAAGCAGCUCCGACUCGACCCCAGUAUCUACGAGUCGCUGCAGAAGGAGAAGGUGUCGGUGGGCGACGUCAUCUACAUUGAAGCCAACAACGGCAGCGUCAAGCGCGUGGGCCGCUCCGACGCCUACGCCACCGAGUACGACCUGGAGGCGGAGGAGUACGUCCCCAUCCCCAAGGGCGACGUGCACAAGAAGAAGGAGCUGAUCCAGGACGUGACGCUGCACGACCUGGACAUUGCCAACGCGCGGCCGCAAGGCGGACAGGACAUCAUGUCCAUGAUGGGGCAGAUGAUGAAGCCCAAGAAGACGGAGAUCACGGAGAAACUCCGAACCGAGAUCAACAAGGUCGUCAACAGAUACAUCGACCAAGGUGUCGCGGAGCUCGUGCCCGGCGUGCUGUUCGUCGACGAGGUUCACAUGCUGGACAUCGAGUGCUUCACGUACCUGAACCGCGCGCUCGAGUCGACGCUGGCGCCUAUUGUCGUGUUCGCCACGAACCGCGGUGUGUGCCAGAUCCGCGGCACUGACGUGUCGUCUCCUCACGGCGUGCCGCUUGACCUGCUGGACCGUAUGCUGAUCAUCCGCACGAUGCCCUACUCCGUGGAGGAAAUGGUGCAGAUCAUUAAGAUCCGCGCCGAGGCAGAAAGCAUCAAGCUCAUGGAGGACGCCACCGUGCGUCUGGGCGAGAUCGGCUCACAGACGUCGCUGCGGUACAGCGUGCAGCUGCUGACUCCCUCCCGGAUCCUCGCCGAGACGCAGGGCCGCUCGGAGGUGUCAGUGGACGACAUCGAGGAGACCAACGACUUGUUCAACGAUGCCAAGCGCUCGGCGCAUGCACUCGCACAGACCGAAGGAUACCUUAUGUAA